Seminavis robusta is the source of this 921-nucleotide messenger RNA. The record is from the annotation of a GenBank genome assembly. Lineage: Eukaryota; Bacillariophyta; Bacillariophyceae; Naviculales; Naviculaceae.
AUGUCGAGCUCUUCCCAUGGAUUUCCCCCGCGAAAACUUCCUGCUAGCCAAAGCGGUUUAAGAGCAGGAGCAAACAGCCAAGAUGGUCAAAAGUACAUUCUCGUCACAGGAUCCAAUAAGGGCAUUGGCAGGGCAAUUUGCCAAAAGCUUUUGGAAGAACACGACGACGUCUCGGUGUUUCUGUGCAGUCGCGAUGUGCAACGAGGUCAAGAUGCCGUCAAGGAUAUUGAAAAGCAAGUGGCAAAAGGCAAAGGUCGACUGACCAUGAUUCCACUGGACACUGGAUCGGACGAAUCGGUCCAAGAAGCUGUGGGAAUUGUAAAACAAUACACGGAUUCUCUCUAUGGCAUUGUCAACAAUGCUGGAGUUUUACUGCGCGGCAAAGUUCAAGAAUCCAACAAUGUCAAUUACUUUGGUCCCCGUCGGGUCAAUGACGCGUUUUUAAGCAUGAUCCCCAAAGGAGGAAGAAUUGUCAACAUUGCGUCGGCUUCGGGGCCCAUUUUCGUGUCGGGCUGUCCCGAUCCGGCACUGUGCCAAAAAUUAUCGCAGCCAUGGACAAUCCAAGGAGGCCUGGACGAGUUGGACGAGAUUGCAAGCGAACCCACGCAUUGUCGAAAUGGUGAUUCCUAUGGAUUCAGCAAAGCAUUGGUCAGUGCCUACACUUGGUUACUGGCCAAGGAUCAUCCAGAUUUGGUUAUCAAUGCUGUCACUCCAGGAUACAUCAAUACGGACAUGACGCAAGGCAUGGGGGCGUCAAAUCCGCCCUCCAAAGGAGCGGUUCCACCCGUGUGGUUGCUCAUGUCCCAAGACCUAGAGUCUGUUCCCACGGGUCGAUAUUAUGGCAGCGACUGUAAAAGAUCACCCCUGGAUUGCUACCGAGGUCCAGGUGAUCCCGUCUAUGAAGGACCAGAUGGGAAAUAG